Molecule: messenger RNA, 3807 nt
Organism: Nycticebus coucang (slow loris)
Lineage: Eukaryota; Metazoa; Chordata; Mammalia; Primates; Lorisidae
Gene: ENPEP
Product: glutamyl aminopeptidase
Exons: 20
Coding region: 290-3163 (957 amino acids)
Biological process (GO): peptide catabolic process; proteolysis
Cellular component (GO): cytoplasm
Molecular function (GO): metalloaminopeptidase activity; peptide binding; zinc ion binding
Source: RefSeq, a predicted model, not a curated record
UGGUUUAUAAGAGGAGCUGUGACAAUACUCUGGGCAGCAGUCUUCCUCCAGCUCGCCUCCCCUGAAGGACUCCUCAUUCCAACCCCUCCUUGUUUCCGCCUUCAUCCUUGAGGGGCCGGUGGGAACGUGGAGAGAGAGAGGAAAAGACGCCAGAAGCCAGAGAGAGGUGUGGGAAAAACGAAACCAGGCUGCCACACCAGGGGAUCCCUUCCAAUUUAAAAAGGAAGUCUGCUGACGUUAGUGAAAUUUAACAUCCUUUUAUGUGUAACUUUUGACUUGGGAAACAAACAUGAACUUUGCAGAGGGAGAGGGCUCUAAGAGAUACUGCAUUAAAACAAAACAUGUGGCCAUUAUCUGUGCGGUGGUGGUGGGAGUAGGCUUAAUAGUAGGACUUGCUGUGGGCUUGACCAGAUCGUGUGACUCCAGCGGAGACUCGGGACAGGGCUCAACGCCGGCUCCUUCCCACCUGCCCUCCACUGCUAGUCCUUCGGAUCUUCCUCCCCAGGACCGGGACAUCUGUCCUGCCAGCGAAGAUGAAAGUGGGGAGUGGACAAACUUCAGGCUGCCGGACUUCAUCAGCCCUGUACACUACGACCUGGAGGUGCAGCCCCGGCUGGAGGAGGACACGUACACGGGCACCGUGACCAUCUCCAUCAAUGUGAGCAGGCCCACCCGGCACCUGUGGCUGCACCUCCGGGAGACGAGGAUCACCCAGCUCCCGGCCCUGAAGAGGCCCUCAGGGGAGCAGGUGCCCGUGAAGAGGUGCUUCGAGUACAAAAAGCAGGAGUACGUGGUGGUGGAGGCCGAAGAAGACCUUCCCCCCAGCGGCGGUGACGGUCUCUACGCCCUGACCUUGGAGUUCGCCGGCUGGCUGAACGGCUCCCUCGUGGGGUUUUACAGGACCACAUACACGGAGAACGGGCAAACCAAGAGCAUUGCGGCUACUGAUCAUGAACCAACAGAUGCCAGGAAAUCCUUCCCUUGCUUUGACGAGCCCAACAAAAAGGCAACUUAUAUAAUAUCUAUCAUCCACCCCAAAGAGUAUACAGCACUUUCAAAUAUGCCAGUGGCGAAAGAAGAGUCAGUGGAUGAUAAAUGGCAGCGAACAACUUUCGAGAAGUCUGUCCCCAUGAGCACUUACCUGGUGUGCUUUGCUGUGCAUCAAUUUCAGUCUGUAAUGAGAAUAUCAAAUAGUGGAAAACCUCUCACUAUUUAUGUCCAGCCAGAGCAAAGACACACAGCUGAAUAUGCUGCAAACAUAACUAAAAUUGUGUUUGAUUAUUUUGAAGAAUACUUUGCAAUGAAUUAUUCUCUUCCUAAAUUAGAUAAAAUCGCUAUUCCAGAUUUUGGCACCGGGGCUAUGGAGAACUGGGGCCUCAUCACAUACAGAGAAACAAACCUGCUCUAUGACCCUGAGGAAUCAGCCUCAUCAAACCAACAGAGGGUGGCCAGCGUGGUUGCCCAUGAACUUGUGCAUCAGUGGUUUGGAAAUAUUGUGACCAUGGACUGGUGGGAUGACUUGUGGCUAAAUGAAGGAUUUGCUUCUUUCUUUGAGUUCCUCGGAGUAAACCAUGCAGAAAAAGACUGGCAAAUGCGUGAACAGAUGUUACAAGAAGAUGUAUUAUCUGUUCAAGAAGAUGAUUCUUUAAUGUCUUCACAUCCGAUUGUUGUCACUGUGACGACCCCUGCUGAAAUAACAUCCGUAUUUGAUGGAAUAUCCUAUAGCAAGGGAGCUUCCCUUUUGAGAAUGCUUGAAGACUGGAUUACACCUGAGAAAUUUCAAAAGGGGUGUCAGAUAUAUUUGGAAAAACACAAAUUCAAGAAUGCAAAAACUUCAGAUUUUUGGGCAGCACUGGAAGAGGCAAGUAAUCUACCAGUAAAAGAAGUCAUGGACACCUGGACCACACAGAUGGGUUACCCUGUGCUCACUGUGACUGAUGCUCGGAAGAUCGCACAGAAACGCUUUCUGUUAGACUCAAAAGCUGAUCCUUCCCAGCCACCAUCAGCUCUUGGUUACACAUGGAAUAUUCCGGUGAAAUGGACUGAAGCUAAUUUGUCAAAUAUUAAACUCUACAACAGGUCAGAAGAAGGAGGAAUCACUUUGAACUCUUCUAAUCCUAGUGGAAAUGCUUUUCUCAAAAUAAACCCAGAUCAUAUUGGGUUUUAUCGUGUAAAUUAUGAAGUACCCAUUUGGAACCAGAUAGCCGGAGAUCUUUCCUUGAACCACAGGCAGAGUUUUUCUUCUGCCGAUCGUGCAAGUCUUAUUGAUAAUGCCUUUGCCUUGGCAAGAGCUCAACUGCUAGAUUAUAGGGUGGCUCUGAACUUGACCAAAUAUCUCAAAAGCGAAGAGGAUCUUUUACCAUGGCAGAGAGUCAUUGCAGCCAUCACCUACAUCAUUAGCAUGUUUGAAGAUGAUAAAGAGCUAUACCCUAUGAUUGAGGAAUACUUCCAAGGUCAGGUGAAGCCCAUUGCAGAUUAUCUAAAAUGGACCGAUACUGGAGACCAUCUCACAAAGUUACUCCGUGCCUCUGUGUUAGGGCUUGCGUGCAAGAUGGGAGACAGAGAAGCCUUGAACAAUGCUUCCCAGUUAUUUGAGCAGUGGUUAAGUGGGACUGUAAGGCUCCCAGUAAACCUCAGGCUUCUGGUGUAUCGGUACGGGAUGCAGAACUCUGGCAAUGAGACUUCAUGGAACUAUACUCUUGAGCAAUACCAGAAAACUCCAUUAGCUCAAGAAAAAGAAAAAUUGCUCUAUGGAUUAGCAUCAGUGAAGAAUGUCACUCUUUUGUCAAGGUAUUUGGAUUUGCUCAAGAACACAAGCCUUAUUAAAACUCAGGAUGUGUUUACAGUCAUCCGAUAUAUCUCAUAUAACAGCUAUGGAAAACAUAUGGCUUGGAAUUGGAUACAACUCAACUGGGACUAUCUAGUCAACAGAUACACAAUCAAUGACAGAAACCUAGGCCGAAUUGUCACAAUAGCGGAGCCGUUCAACACUGAACUUCAACUUUGGCAGAUGGAGAGCUUUUUCGCAAAAUAUCCAGAAGCUGGAGCAGGAGAAACACCUAGGGCACAAGUGCUGGAAACAGUGACAAACAACAUUGAGUGGCUAAAACAAAACAGGGACACCAUAAGAGAAUGGUUUUUUGAUUUAUCUAAGAAUGGCUAAAGUGUUCAGAUGUCAUAGUUUAAAUCUGUCAAUCUGUUGUUUCUCCUAUUAAGCAUCUGGUGACCUAAUCUGCAAGCGCUAUGGAGGGAGCCUUAUAAACAGCCCUUCUAUUGAGUACUGUGUUUCUGAGCCUGGCAAAGCUUUCCGGUUGUUCCUCUUUGUUUAUGAAGGAACAUACAAGAGCGUUUAAUAUACUCAGGGAUUUCUUCUAAGUGUGCUUCAUAGGAGAUUCUUUACAAGCUGAAGAGAAUUUAAUAGUUAUUUUAAUGUCUUUAAAUAUCAUUCUUUGUAUCUUAAAUCUGUGAAAAUAGAACAAUUUGGUCUUAGCUUUACAUUUUUAGUACCAAAGAAACACCACUUAAUCUUCUGACUUGAUUGAUUUUUAAACUUUAAAUACCAGUACUUGUGGGACCAAUAUUACCAUUUUAAUCUUUAUUUUAUUAUCGAGAAUUACGUAGACCUAAUAUCAUUUUAUUCACAUAUGUCUUACCACUUCAAAUCCUACCAAAGUAACCUAGGCUUACAUUUUACUUGAGGAUUGCAUGAAUUAGCCAAAGAAAUGGCUGACUAUCGCCUUUGCUUUUAUAAAAUCAACAAGAGAACUCUCCUUUUAAGAAUAAAUCUAAAUGAUUACCUUGAAAAAA